Messenger RNA from Tarenaya hassleriana, 922 nucleotides. Its product is annotated as agamous-like MADS-box protein AGL61. Gene Ontology annotation, molecular function: protein dimerization activity; RNA polymerase II cis-regulatory region sequence-specific DNA binding; DNA-binding transcription factor activity, RNA polymerase II-specific. Bases 99 to 668 code for a protein of 189 amino acids. The record is from RefSeq and is a predicted model, not a curated record. Lineage: Eukaryota; Viridiplantae; Streptophyta; Magnoliopsida; Brassicales; Cleomaceae. Gene Ontology annotation, biological process: positive regulation of transcription by RNA polymerase II. The transcript is spliced from 2 exons.
UUUCUCGUACCUCGCCUUCUUCAAAUUCUUCGUCAUUCGUUCGCGCACUCGCCCGUUCGCCUCUUUUCACCAUCUUCAGAUUCGUAUCCAUUUCAUCGAUGGAUAAACAUUCCAUUCAUAAUUCAGAUCAGAGCUCUCCAUCCUACCCAACAAUGGCGGAAAAGAAAACCAAAGGAAAGCAAAAGAUCGAAAUCAAAAAGAUCAACAUCGAAGAGGAUCGAAUGAUAACCUUUUCAAAGAGGCGUUCCGGAAUAUACAAGAAGGCCAACGAGCUCGUGGUCAUGUGCGACGUGGACGUGGCCUUCCUGGUGUUUUCCAAAUCCGGAACGCCGUUCACGUUCGGACAUCCGUCCAUGGAAGCGGUCACCGAACGGUUCAAGAACCCUAACCUGCCGAGAUCGUCCAUGGACAAUGCGACGCUCGUGACGAGGGCUUAUCGGACGCAGCGGAUCAGCGAGCUGGCCAAAGAUUACGAGAAGCUGGGGGAUGAGUUGGAAGUGGAGAGGGAGAAGGGGGCUAAGGCUGAGGAAGAAGAGGUCGAGGAGACGAGGAACGGAUGGUGGAACGCUCCGAUCGACGAUCUGAGCGACGAAAACAGGCAUCGCAUGCACGAUGCUUUCGUCGAGCUGCACGACAAUUUGUGCGACCUGCUCGCGCAAAGGCUCUAAUUCCGGGGUAUCGGGAUUAGGGUGUCGUCUGGAUCGGUGAACUGACACCAUUGAUGGGGAAUAAGAGGAUCUUUCUAUCCGAGCUUUCCAAAAGCAGUAGAAUGAUCUGUAAUGGUUUCGCUUUGAUUCACCGAGUUUGUGUUUCGCUUUCGUUUUCGUUUUCAUUUCUCGGUUUGGUACCGAUGUAUCGGAACUAGGGUUACCGAUAUCAGUUUUUUUUUUCAAAAUAAAAUAAGAAACCUCGUUUGUUUCUC